Molecule: messenger RNA, 825 nt
Organism: Papaver somniferum (opium poppy)
Lineage: Eukaryota; Viridiplantae; Streptophyta; Magnoliopsida; Ranunculales; Papaveraceae
Exons: 6
Coding region: 1-825 (274 amino acids)
Source: RefSeq, a predicted model, not a curated record
AUGAGUCUUAAGAGUGUUUUUGAUUUGGUAGUAGUGUUAGUACUUUUAAAUCUCAUCCUAAAGAAUUAUCAUGGAGCAGAAGGAUGGAAUAAUAAACUAGCAUCAAAGGAAGAAGACAUGGAGAUAGACGAAAAACUUAAGACUCUUAAUAAGCCUCCCGUGAAGUCUAUCAAGAAAAAACUUGGUGAAACAUACGACUGUAUAAGUAUCUAUAAACAACCGGCUUUUGAUCAUCCAUUGCUCAGAAAUCACAAGAUCCAGAUGAAGCCAAAUGUGAUUCAAGGAGAACAAAUUGAUGAACCUAUUUAUAAUAUGGUUUCUAUUGGUGUACGAUCGAAAUAUGAAAGUUGCCCCUCGGAAACUGUUCCCAUCCGAAGAACCACAAAGGAAGAACUGUAUGUGUCAGCUCAACCUUUUGCCGAGAAAGUAUACUACGGAGGUAGUGCUAAAUUUUUUGUAGCAAAUCCGAGUGUCGGUCCUGAAAAAUUUAGCACUACUCAAAUUUGUAUACAGAAUGGCCCUGCUGAAGAACUAAAUAGUAUAGAGUUCGGAUGGGGUUUUAAAGUGUUAUCUAUAUUUUUAUUUAACAAUUAUCGGUUACAGUUUCAGGCCGAUGGAUUUAAAGAUACUGGAUGUUAUAACAUGCUUUGCCCAGGAUUCAUAAAAGUCCACCCUAAGUACUCUUUUGGAGAAUAUAUUGGAGUUGGUCUCUAUGGAGGGAUCCAACGCGUGUUUUAUUUUUCAGUACACCGAGACCCAAAAAGUGGCAACUGGUGGCUUAUCGAUGGUGUAGACAAUGCAAAGAUAGGAUACUGGCCAAAAUAG